UAUCUAUCUUUGUUCAUCUUUCUAUGGUUUAACAAAAUUAUAUAUUUCAAAACAUUACACUUACAGUUGAAGAUAUUACAUUUAUUCAUUGUAAGAGUUAAAUUAUACCAUUAAAAUUAAGUUUGUAGCCCAUGGAUGUAGAUUAAUAAGUAGAACAGUUAAAAAAUAGUGACAGGUGGUUUGACAUUUAUACGCCGCCAUCGUUAAUAGCGACAGUGAUCUGCCAUAUUGCGCGUGAUAUAAAGAAUUGUAAUACAUUUACGGUAUUAUAGUUGUUACUUGUGCAUCCAGUACAAGAAUUUAUUGUUUAUGUAGUAGUAAUAUUUUAACACAAUUCUUAUAAUUCAGUUUGUGGGAAACAUUCUACGGUAGUGAAUUCCAAAACGAACUGAUACCACUGUACCUUUUUAUUUAGGAAUUUAUAACUUAUUCAACAUUUUCAAGCAAUAAUACAAAAUGUCAACCGGACCAUAUAAUUACUCUUAUAUCUUCAAAUACAUUAUUAUAGGAGAUAUGGGAGUAGGAAAGUCAUGUUUACUGCAUCAGUUUACAGAAAAAAAAUUUAUGGCAGAUUGUCCACAUACUAUUGGUGUUGAAUUUGGGACAAGAAUUAUUGAAGUUGCUGGACAAAAAAUAAAAUUACAGAUAUGGGACACUGCUGGUCAGGAACGUUUUAGAGCAGUUACUAGAUCUUAUUAUCGGGGUGCAGCUGGAGCAUUAAUGGUCUAUGACAUAACUCGUCGUUCAACUUAUAAUCAUCUUAGCAGCUGGCUUACAGAUACAAGGAAUUUAACAAAUCCAAGCACUGUUAUAUUUUUAAUCGGAAAUAAAAGUGAUUUGGAAGGUCAACGAGAUGUUACUUAUGAAGAAGCAAAACAAUUUGCUGAUGAAAAUGGUCUUAUGUUCGUAGAAGCUAGUGCGAAAACAGGACACAAUGUUGAAGAAGCCUUUUUGGAAACAGCAAAAAAAAUAUUUCAGAGUAUACAAGAUGGCCGUUUGGAUCUAAAUGCUGCCGAAUCUGGAGUUCAACAUAAUCCAAGUCAACCAGGUCGUACUAAUCUUCAAGGUGUAUCUAAUGAACAACAGGGUGGAAAGGAUUCCUGCUCCUGUUAGGUCUAUAUUUGUUUGUAUAUAGAAAUAUGAAUUCAUCGGUACUAUUGAUGCAUAUAUGAUUUAUACUAAGUAUAGCAAGCAAAUAGUCUCCUGUCUUUAUCCCUUUACCUUUGAUAUGUCAGAUCUAUUCUAUGAAAGAUGUCAGUUUUUUCUAGUUAGACUUAAUUUAAAGGAAUAAAAUAUAAAUACAUGAUUUAGUCUGCAUAUGCAUAUAAAUUGUACUGAUAACAAUGAUUCUGUAUUAGCAUUGAAAUUGAUAUUUCAGCGUUAAAGCUUUUCUAUGGUUAUUGUAAUUCGUAUAUAUUUUCCAUAGGUCGUAUAUUUUAUUGCGUAAAAUAAUUAAAUAUUAGACAAUAUGUUGUACUCACUAAUCUUAUAGUACAUGUAUACAACGUACAUUGUACGAAAAACAUUUACUUAAUCACAAGAAAAUAUGAUAACUAUGAAUGUGACACAGCCAAAUAAGAUAAAUAUUUACCACUGUAAAUUGAAUUUGUGUAACAAGAUUGACCACGUUUAAUCGCGUUGUUUAAUUUGCAGUUUGAAAGCUAUUGUACUAUAAGCUUAAGUGCAAAAGAUUGUUGGUAACACAUUGAAUUUCUCAACAGCAAAAAGAGUUGUCAUAAAAUGGCAUAAUGAAAUAGAAUUAAUGUCAACUCUAAUUUUCCAUAACUACAA
Eufriesea mexicana is the source of this 1791-nucleotide messenger RNA. It is a transcript of the gene Rab14, whose product is annotated as RAS oncogene family member Rab14. The transcript is spliced from 8 exons. Gene Ontology annotation, molecular function: GTP binding; GTPase activity. Bases 457 to 1113 code for a protein of 218 amino acids. The record is from RefSeq and is a predicted model, not a curated record. Gene Ontology annotation, biological process: phagosome maturation; defense response to bacterium; endocytic recycling. NCBI's taxonomy places the organism in Eukaryota, Metazoa, Arthropoda, Insecta, Hymenoptera, Apidae. Gene Ontology annotation, cellular component: phagocytic vesicle; trans-Golgi network; recycling endosome.